Aphanomyces astaci is the source of this 381-nucleotide messenger RNA. RefSeq lists its product as hypothetical. The coding region runs from base 1 to 300 and encodes 99 amino acids. The transcript has a single exon. Gene Ontology annotation, biological process: electron transport chain. Lineage: Eukaryota; Oomycota; Saprolegniomycetes; Saprolegniales; Verrucalvaceae. The record is from RefSeq and is a predicted model, not a curated record. Gene Ontology annotation, cellular component: mitochondrion.
AUGGGUCACUCUAAUUCCGGCACAAUAGUCACUCCACGAGUGGUCCAAAGCGGUUCAGCGGAUUUGAACACGAUGGUAUUAGCAGGUCAAGACGCGUGGCGGAGCCAUCCUUUCCUGACGGGUUGCAUCAAGAAGCCGAUUCCUGGCUUCGGAAUCGCCGCGGGAAUCUUUGCUGUAUAUCUAACCGUCGACACCAUCUCCAACUUGGGCAACAAGAACAGCCACAGCAGCCACGGCCACAGCGCACCUGCCGUUUACGUCAAGGAAGAAAUCGGCGAACGCCCUCGCUACGAAGGCUAGAACUACUUGUCAUUCUGCUCUCGCUCUAGGGAGGAAAGCAUUCCACUCGGAAACGAUAUCAACACGAACGACAACAUCCCA